CCAUUCCAUUAUCUCUAGUAUCGUGGAGUGCAGUGGUCAACGGCUGUCCAAAAUCUUACAUUCCGUGGUCACAACCCGCCUUUCUUUGUGGUACGCCAAAUGUUUGUACCGCGUGUUGUCGCGAUAAAUCUUGCCGAUCUUGUGGGCUUCCAAUCUUUGCCGCAUCUUAUCGACGGCGUUACCCACGUCUAAAGUCGAGGUUCAUUUAUUUCGUUCGAAGCUACCUACAGGCGGCGCUUACAUGGGAUUCUAAAUCUUGCGAAGCAUUCUUCUGUAAGUUCUGCGUAUAUACGUCGAGGAUGUCAGAAGGUUCGAACUGCGAAGGGUUAAACUGUGACAUGUUUCUGUUGCGGCCGGACCCGACACAAACGUCGGGUGUACCAAAGUAGUACUUCAAGUCCUAAUCAAUAUAUGGCCUUCUAUAGAUUAGGUGGAAAAGCCAGCGUAUGGGUCUUGUUGAUAUCGCAGAAUAUUUUGAAGCGCGUUCAAUGUCUAAUCUGGAUCAAGAUGUUUGAUGAUGAUGAACAGCGAAGGAAGUGCCCCCAUUGGCGAUUGCUUGCGUGGUGCAUGUAAAUGUUUCUCGAGGAAUCAAGUCAUUUGCUCCGUCCAGUUUAUCUAGCCAUGAGUUUAUCAUGAAGGCCACUCAGUGAUGUAAAAGUAUUGAGGUUCACCUAGUCGCUUUCGCGCGUUGAGCCAGUCUUCCCCCCAAUCACUUCACCGUCAUAUUUGCUUCACUCCUGGCAUUCAUUGCUUAUAGAACUCAUUCUCAUGUUUAAAAGUGACAUUUUACGGGUUACUUAAUGGCGGCUGCCCUGCGAAUUCAUGUUAAUAAUACCGCUUUUCAUUUGAGGGAUCAUGGCUCAGGUGUACGUGUAUGAAUCAUUGCGUUGCGCUUACAACGCUCGCCGCAUCCAGGGAAGGUUCAACGAGCGUAGAUAGCGGACGGACAACAUAAGUGGGUGGCAUUUGGGAGACGAGAGAAUCGACGGUUAAAAGCAGCCAUGUAUUCAGUCCUGUAUUAUUGAGAUAAGGUUUUGGGCUAUUCUGUAUUAGGAGUAGCGUGUUUCUCCAGUCAAUGGACCUGUAAACCAGCAAGAACAUUCAGGAGUUUGGUUCGUGAGUGGAAGGUGGAAUAAUAGAAAAACAACAAGUGCUUUCGAUUAAGUAAUCUUUUCUUCGUCUGCAAAGGAUCAUGGUGUAUUUCUGUUGGGGGCGCAGGUGUCUUCAGUCGCUACCGACUGGGCUGUGAUUGGUCGGUACCCAAUCUUAUGCGAUGACAGUGCAUAGCAUAGCCUCACUGCCUGUGAAAAUCUAUAUAACGGAGUUCCCAAAUAGCGAUCACGAGUGUUCAUCUCUCUUAAUAUGGCCCGCAAUUACACGGAGCUGUUGGACCCAUACUUCUUGCUCUUUGGUGGCUUCCUGGUGCUGGCGGGGCUUCCGAGGCUAUUUCUUCUGCCAUUCUCAAGCACAGAUGAACCUGAGUGUGAAGUCUUUUGCAUCAUUCAAUUCGCAAGUUCCGGUCUGGGCAUUCUCAUCUUAACCUUUUGGCACGCUUUCGGUGCCACGCCAUGGGUUUUCUGGCUGCUUCCGUUCUACGUGGUCCGAUCGCCUCGCGAACUGCAUCUGCCGCAGGGCUCUGAUACCCAGCCAUCAAUUGCGAAGCACUGCCUCUCGUGUGAACUUAUCCUUACAAAAUCUCGACUUCUGAAUGGCGCGGUUGGGAAUUUGACUCGUACUACCGAAAGGUACGAUUUUCAGCAGCAGUACCUCCGAAAACUUAAUGGGCUUCAAUCUACCUGUCAGAUGUGUACAAUACUGCUCGAAGGCUUCGAAAUUCCGAGCAGAGACUGCCGCUCAUACGGUACAUUUGACGAUUACAUCAGCAGUAGCCUGCACCUUCGGAUAUGGCAGCCAUUUCGGGAAGAAGGUGUUACAUACAUGCAGCUAUUUGUGCCUGAUCUCUUUGAUCGCUAUGGCCUUAAUCAUAUAAUCAUGCAGCUAUUUAGGGGGAAGAAGGGCAAGGCUACAGCCGUCAAAAUACACGAAGGCAAUCCUCAUCCGCGUGAUUCAAUUGAAACCCGAAUGCAGAGCACCGCUUCCCAGCAGGCCAUACAGAAAGCAAAAGCUUGGAUACGCACAUGCUCAAACUCUCACCAAGCAUGUGCUGUUUCAUCUCAAUUUUUACCCACACGUCUCGUACGAAUUUCAGAAGACGCAAUGACAUUUCAAGUUAUCUCAACCACGUCAAUGUGCAAGAAGCCGUAUGUAGCCUUGAGUCAUUGUUGGGGAGGCGAGAUAUCCGUCAAACUUACUCCCGAAACUCAUCACUCACUGUGUGACGGCUUCGAGGUAACCAAAUUACCAAGGAAUUUCCGAGAAGCAAUUAAAAUUACGAGGGAACUGGGGUACGAUUUCAUCUGGGUGGAUUCACUGUGCAUCAUUCAAGGAACAGACGAUUGGGAAAAGCAGUCUGCUAUGAUGGCCAGUGUAUAUGAGAACGCAAUCUUCACACUCGCAGCCACAGCGUCGGAUAAUAGUGAAGGAGGAUGUUUUCGCGAUCGCGACAAUUUCCUCCACUAUGAGUGUGUUCUGCUGACAUCCAACUCCCGGAGUUUGUUCAUCGCACCAGCGCUGAGGCAAAAUCAUGAUACCCUGACAACUGCAUUCCACGAAAAGGUAGACAUGGCUCCCCUCAAUUCACGAGCAUGGGUCUUUCAGGAAAGAAUGCUUUCGCCUCGCAUCCUACAUUGUGGCGAGGGAUUCCUACUUUUCGAGUGCAACACUCUACAAGCCACCGAAUUCAAUCCCAGUGGGAAACACUAUGUAAAGGAAUCCAAUUUUCAUGCAAAUGGUCGUGCCUACUCGGAAAGCGACUUGUUCAAGCGGGUGUCUCCAGAGGCCAGAUUUCGCGCGCGGGCGUCCCAGGUGGCUCAAUCCAUCCGAUCUCUGUCGUACAUCAAUGAGCUGCGACCCGAGGAUCUAGAGUUUAUAGCCGAUUGGAUAAUGUCGCGCUCAUCCACAUGGAUCACUGGAUCUCGCGAAGAGCUAAAUGAGCUGUGGGAUAUCAGUGGAAUCCUACCCUUCAAGGAGAAGAGCGAACUGCAAAGUGAUUGGCGAGCUCUCGCGUUGGAGCACUCUCAAAUAGAAAACGCCGAGAGAUCGAGAAAGCAGCUGAUUGCUAAUUCGGCGCGCACUGGCAUACGAGGGGCCCUGGAUAUGCUCUAUUCACUACGAAUCAGCGGCCGCACUCUUACAUUAUCCGAAAAACUAGAAGUACAUCGAAGAUGGUUCGAACUGGUCGUCGAAUACUCUAAGCGCAAUCUGACGAAAAGAACUGACAAACUCGUGGCAAUUUCUGGUCUUGCAAGACGCAUCGCGGACAAGAAUGGUAUGAAGUAUUAUGCCGGUCUGUGGCAAACCACAUUACUUCUGGACCUAAUGUGGAUGAGAGUACCCGAUACAGACCUCAAACAGCGACCGAAGGAAUACGUAGCCCCAUCAUGGUCAUGGGCUAGUAUAGACGUCAAGGUAGAGUCUAUACUCAGUCACCACAAUAUCGCAGCAGGAUCCGCGCGCUCAGAACAUAUCAGAUUCCAUGCAAAGAUUUUACAUGCUACGGCAGCUGAUUGUGGAAUGGAUUCGUCUGAUUCUUCGACCAUGAUAGAUGAAGGUUACAUCAAGCUGCAAGGCCCUAUGAAGAAUGUGUCUCUUACUGAAUUUCCCUUUGUUCUAGAUUUCGACAUGGAAGAUGAUCCUCAAGCAAACUACGUGUGCAUAGCCAUUUGUUCCCGCAAGAAUGGUUGGUUUGGAUGGUGGAUUGGCCUUUUAUUGGAAAUGAAACCUGGUACUUCCACUGGGAUGUAUAGUCGCCGUGGAAUUGUAUAUCAGCAGAGUCUUAUCUAUUCAUCGCCGGGAGAUUUCUGGAAAAUUGGGCACGCCGUCGUCGGUUGGUGA
This is a messenger RNA of Periconia digitata, 3954 nucleotides long. Lineage: Eukaryota; Fungi; Ascomycota; Dothideomycetes; Pleosporales; Periconiaceae. The record is from the annotation of a GenBank genome assembly.